Molecule: messenger RNA, 919 nt
Organism: Sitophilus oryzae (rice weevil)
Lineage: Eukaryota; Metazoa; Arthropoda; Insecta; Coleoptera; Curculionidae
Exons: 5
Coding region: 120-860 (246 amino acids)
Source: RefSeq, a predicted model, not a curated record
GAUUAUUGCUAAUAUAAGUUUGCAUUUAAGACACGCCGAGAAGUGGUGGGAUAUCUGCUGCAGUAUUAUAUGUUUACAUGAAGCAAUAAUUCGGCAUUUUGUGUUUGUAUAUUACGAAAAUGAGGAGCGUAAUUUUUUUCCUAUUAUAUGUCGUAUUUGUUUCGGGAAAAGUCCCCGAUUACAUCCAGCCAUUAAUAUGUAAAGCAUCUGAUCCGCAUUAUGAGAAAUGUGUUUACAACAGUUUCCAAAAAUCACGGCCAUAUCUUAUGAAAGGUAUACCAGAGUUGAGCUUUCCUCCCAUGGAUCCUUUCAAGUUACCGUUGAUGGUUGUAAACAGAACCUUGAACGAAUUUGUCAGUAUUUCUGCUAUUUGUAGAAACAUUGUUGUUGAAGGGGGCAGAAAUACAGUAAUUGAUGAUCUUAAAGCCGAUCCGAUAAAUCAUGCAGGAGAAAUAAGGUUAACUUUACCAUGGUCUUACCUUGAGAUGGAAUAUGAUGUCAGUGGAAGAUUAUUAUCAAUUCCUCUUCAAAGCCGAGGCUUCUUCAAAGGAAAUUUUACAAAUACCCAAAUGUAUAUUAAGGGAUCCUUGGAGACGUAUGAGAAAAAAGGAGAACAAUAUUUUAAAGUGAAGAAAGUAAAUGCCAAAGUAGUUGUAGGUGAUGGUUGGAUAAAAUUAAAUGCCAAAAAUCCUGAUUUACAACUUGGAGCUGACAUCAUUACCAACUUCUUCAAUGAGAAUCCUCGAAGAGUUAUGGACGCAAUACAUCCAAUAUUUAUCGAAACCACCAACGAAUUAUUUAGGGUCGUAGCUGACCAAAUAUUGGCAAACUUAAAGGUUUCAGAGUGGGCUCCUGCUUGAGUCACCUAUGUUUUAUAUAGAGUUAUAUUUAUUUUUAGAAACAAUGUAUAUUUUUUUAC